Messenger RNA from Kwoniella mangroviensis CBS 8507, 1848 nucleotides. RefSeq lists its product as uncharacterized. NCBI's taxonomy places the organism in Eukaryota, Fungi, Basidiomycota, Tremellomycetes, Tremellales, Cryptococcaceae. Gene Ontology annotation, molecular function: protein binding. The record is from RefSeq and is a predicted model, not a curated record. Bases 1 to 1848 code for a protein of 615 amino acids. The transcript has 3 exons.
AUGGACAGAGGAGCAGCAAGAAGUAAGAAACGAGCUUUGAAAGCUCAAGCUCAAGCUCAAGUGCAGGCUCCCGCACAACCACAACCUCGACCACAAGCGGGACCUUCCAAUUCCAAACCUCGCCCUCAAGGUUCUCAAGCUGAACUUCCAGGCCAACCUACAUUACCGAAAUCCAACCAUAAGAAGCGCGAUAGACACUUGAGAGAAGAACAAUCGAAGGAUCCCAGCUUAUACGUCCCAAAGGCGAUACGUACUUCCUCAGCGUUGAUUUACUCCAAGGAACCAUUCGACUUACCGCCCUCUCUUGAAAGAUUAGCGAAUGUGACGAGGAUCGAUCUGGCUGGUAGUGGGGUGAAGGAUGUCAGCUGGCUUAAAGAUGCUAAGGGAGUGACUUGGUUGAGUUUGAAUGGAUGUCAGGUUGAGUCAGGAUGGAAACAAGUAGGGGAAUUGGACAAGUUGACCGUUUUAAACAUAAACGGAUGUGGAUUAAGUGAAUUACCUUCGAGUCUUGUUGGAUUAAAGGGUUUGAAAGCUCUGGUAGCUAUGAACAAUGAUUGGAAGGAAUUGAACGAGGAAGUUUUGAAAGGAUGGAAAGAGUUGAAUUCGUUCAUUAUAUCCCACUCGCCCAAUCUUAUCUCCCUCCCCACGACACUUUCGUCAUUAUAUCACCUAUCGAAACUUACAUUCUCCCAUUGUCCCAAACUUACUUCUGAUUCCUUACCUGACCUGAGUCCAUUACCUCUACUUCGAGAUGCGAAGAUGAACAAUCUUCCUCUUCUGAAUCAACUCCCUUCACACAUCGUCGAUUGGGGUAAAGGGAAUUUAGACAAGGUAGGUAAAGGUAAAAAAGAAGAUGAAUUUGGAGAUGGAUUGGAAGUUUUGGAUUUAGGUAAUUGUUCAUUAUCUUUCGAAUCGAUCAAAACCAUUUUCAACCUUGGUCCAAGCACAAGCUCAAGUGGUACAAAGGGGAAAAAUCGAUGGAAUCAUCUCAGAUCAUUGUCUUUACAUUCCAAUCCCCUUACGACGACUCAUCCGAACUAUGUCGAGAUGUUACAGAAUAAAUCAGGGGUGUUACCCAAUUUGCAGAUCAUAGAUGCGAAAAGGGUAAUAGAGAGGAAGAGGAAAGGUGAAAUAUCAGAAAAGAAAAGAAAACACAACAAGGAAAAGGAAAGGAACGUUAGACCUUCUGGAUCGAAUGUUACGAUUAUGAGUGGUGAAAUGAGGAAAUGGGGAAGUGGUAAACAGGAUGAAGAAGAGUCGAAUGAUGCCAUUGAAGCUGAAGGUGAAGGUGAGAUUGUCGAUAAGAAGAAUACAAAAGAUAAACCAUCGGAGAAGCGAGAUAAGGAUAAGAAAGGGUCGAAGAAGAGGAAACAUAAUGAUCAAGCGCCUGUCGAACGAACAGAAGGAGAAGAAGUUAGGAAUAAGAAACAGAAACGUACUCGAAUACCUUCACCUGCUCCAGCUCAAGAAAAGGUCAAAGUCAAAGAUAUAACGGAUUCUUCUAGAAUUCCCCAAACUCAAAAUCAAAUCAACACUGAUAAGGACAAUGAUGAGAAGAAUAAGAAUAAGGAGAAAUCGAAUAAACAGCGUGACGCGGUAGUAGGUUUGAUAGAGAUCAACGCGAAAGGUGAGGCAGUACAGUUAGAUUCGAAGAAGAAGAAAAAGAUGAAAGCGAAGUUGAAGAAGGACGGUGAAGAUGGUGGUAGAGGUAAAGGUGUUGAUCUGAGAGAGGUAUUUGGGAAGAGUAAGAAUGUUACUGGGCGAGAUACAGAGGAUGGGGAGAAGAAGGAUGGAGGGGAAGGGGAAGAUAAUGGAUGGGGUUCGGGAUUAGGUGUAGGUGGAUGGUAG